Messenger RNA from Oxyura jamaicensis (ruddy duck), 4576 nucleotides. RefSeq names its product SLIT and NTRK like family member 1 (gene SLITRK1). Bases 1198 to 3276 code for a protein of 692 amino acids. NCBI's taxonomy places the organism in Eukaryota, Metazoa, Chordata, Aves, Anseriformes, Anatidae. Gene Ontology annotation, cellular component: postsynaptic density membrane; GABA-ergic synapse; glutamatergic synapse. The record is from RefSeq and is a predicted model, not a curated record. Gene Ontology annotation, biological process: axonogenesis; regulation of presynapse assembly; positive regulation of synapse assembly. Gene Ontology annotation, molecular function: protein binding. The transcript has 2 exons.
ACUGCAGGGGAGGAAGAAAUGCAUUUAAAGCAAAGAUAAAAAUGGCGUGCAGCAUAAUUACCUCAAAUUGCUAUUCGCUUGACACCCUGACACUAAUUCUGUUCAAGCCAUUGGGACAUACAAUAAGGCAAAUACACCUUCCUCGCCUGCUUGUGCAGCAUUCCCUCAGCAGUCGGAUUUUUGCCACUGCAGCUCAGCAGAGGGUGUCAGAUCUUUCAGAGUGCACCAGGUUGAAACGAGCAGAGCCUCUUAGCAACUCUCCCCCUGCGUUCCUGUGAGUGUGUGCGAGCUUAGCGUGCGGCUCGGCAGCAGCGGAAGAAAACGGAAAGAAGAGCGAGCGAGGGAGCGGGCGACGAGGGGAGGCAGCGCGGCCGGCAGGGCGAGGCGAGGCGCGGCGCGGUCGCUCGGUCGGUCUGUCGGUCCGUCGUUCUGUCGGGGAGCCCCGACCCCGACGCAGGCUCCCGCCGCCGCCAGCAUGGGCAGCGGCGCAGCGCAGCGGGGGCAAGGGGCGCCGCGCAGCGCCGGGGGCUCGGCGGCCAGCGCCUAGGCAGCGCCUUCAGCACCGGCAGCCCGGACAGCGCCCGGCGGGCGGCCCCGCGCCACAAGGUCAGCCCGGCGCCGAGCCCGAGCCCGAGCCGGAGCCGGAGCCGGAGCCGCGCACACGCGCAGCCUCCGCGCACACCGCGGCGCGCUCCGCCCGCUCCUCUCCGGCAUGCGGCGGCUGCCGGCGGCCGGCACCGUUCCCCUGACGGUGAGACAGCCCGGCCUUAGCUUUCCUUAGAUCUGCCCUUAGCUUCUUGCCCGGGAAGCGUCAGGGAGGGAGGGGGGUGGGGGGGAAUCGAGGAGGGGGAUUUUUUUUUUUUUUUCCUCCUUCUACUUUUUUUUUUUUUUUUUUUUUUUUUUCCGUGCCUUGCCGUACGUGCCUGGAUAGUUUGUGGAUAUAAUUAUUGACUGGAAUCCGGGCUGUUGUAAUUCUAUGUGUGUGUUGGGGAAGGGGGGGGGGAGAGAGGAGAAAAGAAAGAACCCCCCCCGCUCCUCCGCCGACCCUUCCUGCUCCCUCUCCCCGCAUUUUUUUCUCCCCCGUUGGUGGUGUUUCGGACAUUUCAUGUAUUGAAUGGACUGGAAUUGCUUUCCGUGUGAGGAGGAUGGUUGCUGUUACUUUGUGAUGAAAUCGGGAAUGAAUUGCUCGGUUUAAAAAUGCUGCUUUGGAUUCUGUUGCUGGAGACGUCUCUUUGUUUUGCUGCUGGAAACGUUACAGGGGACGUUUGCAAAGAGAAGAUCUGUGCCUGCAACGAGAUAGAAGGGGAUUUGCACGUAGACUGUGAGAAAAAGGGAUUUACCAGCCUGCAACAUUUCACCGCCCCAACUUCCCAGUUUUACCAUUUAUUUCUGCAUGGAAAUUCCCUGACUCGACUUUUCCCUAAUGAGUUUGCUAACUUUUACAAUGCAGUCAGUUUGCACAUGGAAAACAACGGUUUGCAUGAGAUUGUUCCUGGGGCUUUUCUUGGGCUGCAGCUGGUGAAACGCUUGCACAUAAACAACAACAAGAUCAAAUCGUUCAGGAAGCAGACUUUCCUGGGGCUGGACGAUCUGGAAUACCUCCAGGCAGAUUUUAAUCUAUUGCGGGAUAUUGACCCGGGAGCAUUUAGGGACUUAAACAAACUAGAGGUGCUGAUUUUAAAUGACAAUCUCAUCAGCACUUUGCCCCCCAACGUAUUUCAGUACGUGCCGAUCACCCACCUCGACCUUCGGGGAAACCGUCUUAAAACCUUGCCUUAUGAGGAAGUCCUGGAGCAGAUCCCAGGCAUUGCUGAAAUCCUGCUAGAGGAUAACCCCUGGGACUGUACUUGCGAUCUGCUGUCGUUGAAGGAAUGGCUGGAAAAUAUACCCAAAAACGCUUUGAUCGGCAGAGUGAUUUGUGAAGCUCCCACUAGGUUGCAGGGCAAAGAUUUAAAUGAGACCACAGAGCAAGAGCUGUGCAAAAAGAACAGAGUGGAUUCUAGUCUAGCUGCUCCCCCUGCCGAAGAAGAAACCUGCGAUCCUGGUCCCAUUCCAACCCCCUUUAAAAUACAUGGCAAGGAAGACCCUGCCACACCAGGAUCUGGUCCAAACGGAGGUACAAAGAUUCCUGUCAACUGGCAAAUCAAGACUAGACCCACUGCUGCUGUAUCGACAGUUAGCACAAAGAGCAAGUUACUGACUACCUUGUCCUGCCCUCAGAUCUGCAGCUGUGAUCAGAUCCCUGGUUCAGGUUUAAAGGUUAAUUGCAAUGACAGGAACGUGAGCAGCUUGGUGGAUUUGAAGCCUAAGCCAUCCAAUGUGCAGGAGCUGUUUCUGAGAGACAACAAAAUACACACCGUCAGGAAAACCCACUUUCUGGAUUACCGGAAACUUAAUUUACUCGAUUUGGGCAACAACAACAUAGCCACCGUUGAGAACAACACCUUCAAGAACCUCUUCGAUCUACGAUGGCUGUAUAUGGAUAGCAACUACUUAGACACCCUGUCCCGAGAGAAAUUCACUGGGCUGCAAAACCUGGAGUACCUGAAUGUGGAGUUUAAUGGGAUCCAGCUGAUCAUGCCUGGCACCUUCAAUGCAAUGCCCAAACUGAGAGUCCUCAUCCUCAACAACAACCUACUGAGGUCUCUCCCAGUCGACGUUUUCGCCGGGGUCUCGCUUUCCAAACUGAGCAUACACAACAAUUAUUUCAUGUACCUCCCUGUGGCGGGGGUGCUGGACCAGCUCACCUCCAUCACCCAGAUUGAUCUGCAUGGCAACCCAUGGGACUGUACUUGCCCUAUCGUGCCUUUCAAACAGUGGGCGGAGAUGUUGCGCCCCAAGGUGAUUAUGAGUGAUCUGAGGUGUGAAUCCCCAGAAGAUUUCUUCAAGGAGGAUUUUGAGUCUCUCUCCAAUGACGUGAUUUGCCCUCAGCUGAAAAUAUCACCCACACUAAUUUCUACCAACAAAAACAGCACCGGCUUUGCAGAGACAGGUACUCACUCCAACUCCUACUUGGAGACCAGCCGGGUCUCCAUUUCAGUGCUGGUGCCAGGGCUCCUGCUGGUUUUUGUGACCUCUGCUUUCACGGUGGUUGGCAUGCUGGUGUUCAUACUGAGGAACAGAAAGCGGUCCAAGAGGAGGGACGCCAACUCGUCUGCAUCUGAAAUCAACUCCUUGCAGACAGUCUGCGACUCAUCCUACUGGCACAAUGGGCCCUACAGCACCGACGGGGCCCACAGGGUUUACGACUGCGGCUCCCACUCCCUGUCGGACUGAGGCGGGGGCGGGGGCGGCCGCCACCCGGGGACCAGCCCUGCGCUGCUUGGGAGGCACACGCCAGCCAGGAACGGCUCUGCACCUCGGCUUCCUUCUGUGAGAAAUAAAACACACUCGCGCGCUCUCUCCCUUGUUCCGCACUGCAAGCGCUGUGCCCGGUGCUCGCUGGGGGGAGCCCGGCGCCGGGGCACAACUCCCCCAGCUUGGCGCAGCCCGCCGCGACGGGAGCAUCCCCCGCCCGUGCUCCGCCCGGGCUACAAUGGACGAGCGUGGACACCCUUCCUGCGACCCCGGCAGGGAAAACCACGGCUGUCGGUUUUAUUGGCCUUUUGUUCUGUUGUGCUGGGGUCGUUUUGCUUUUCUGCCCUCUUCCCUUUUGGACGCACCCCUCUCUGAAAGGCGAAGAGGAGGGGGGCGGAGGAAAGGCUGGUGUCAGCCUCCUCCUGACAGCAAAGCAGGAGUGGAAAGUUGCACGAAGGCAUGAAUGUAAUGUAAAUAAAUGACUCCGAAACAGACAAAUGAACAAAAAGUAAAAUAAUAAUAAUAAUUAAAAAAAAAAAAACAGACAAACAAACAAACAAACAAAAAAACAAGUGCUGCAUGGCUCGCAUGGAUACAACGCAACCCAGGGACGCUCCAGCCCCCGACUGGAAGCAGCGUCUAGUUCACACCAUCAUCCCUCUUACCUGAUAAGUCCCUUCGUAUCAAACCUUCUAUAUAAGAAAUACAGUAUAAUAAUAAAAGUGCCAUUUCGCCAUUUUUGUGUGAUCAAUAGGCAGUAGAAAUCGUACUUUUACUGUGGAAAAAUGUAAAGGUUUAUUUAAGACAUAGUUGCAUGAAUAUUCUCAUCUGGUUAUUUUUUAUUUAUUUUUUUCCGUUGAGGAGGGGAUGGCUUUAUUGGGAGAUAUCUGUUUUCUUGAUGGUGGGCUUGAUUUCUUUUUUGGGGGGGGGAGGGGGGGGAGGCUUUGAUUUUGUUUUCUCUCUCUUUAUCAAUAUACAUAUUCAGUAUUGCCUUUCCAUCUGAAUGUAAAAAUUAGUACCCUUGAUUUAUAUUAUGGUAACAGUGUAAACAUUCAAAACAAAACAAACAAACAAAAAAAUCCAAGGCAGUUAAGCAUGACCAAUUAAUGUCACUCUAGAGCUUAGGCUGCAAAGUUUAAUGGUAGAAAAUUAUGUGCUGUUGUAAAUCUUACUAUAACUUGAGGAAAUCAGAACUGAGGAAGCAAGUGAAACUUACUAAUUCUACUUGAGGAUUUUAUAAUGGCAUAUUUUUUCAGUAUUAAAGUGAAAAUGUUUUCAA